Aspergillus terreus NIH2624 is the source of this 3618-nucleotide messenger RNA. RefSeq names its product C2 domain protein. Gene Ontology annotation, molecular function: lipid binding. The transcript is spliced from 5 exons. Lineage: Eukaryota; Fungi; Ascomycota; Eurotiomycetes; Eurotiales; Aspergillaceae. The coding region runs from base 1 to 3618 and encodes 1205 amino acids. The record is from RefSeq and is a predicted model, not a curated record.
AUGGCGCCCCAUCCCCGAGGCAUGGGAGGGUCCGAGUCCCCCAGAAACCGCCGGGUCGGGGAGCACUGGAGCGCACAGAAUCCGGUGCCAACCAUCCAUCGGUUCUUGGAGCGUAUGGAGCAGGACAAGGAGGCGCGGAAGGCCCAUGAAGAGGAGUUGGAUGCUCAGGAAAAAGCUAGAGUGACCGAGAAGAAAGAUGCAAAGCCAGAGGCUAUCCCUCAUCGCCCACGAAAAUCAAAGGGAAAGACCCGCGUCGUGACGGAUCCUACGACGGGCCGCGAUAUUGAGGUCGAGGACCAAGAUUCGGACUCCAUGGACGCCGUGAAGAACGCAAAGUUGGUUGUUCCAAAUGCGAAUCUCGGAAAGCCCACGCCCGUCAGAACCGAUCCCAACCAGAGCUUCGAUGAAUACCGCGAAAAUCAGGAUAUCACCGCCCCUCCAGAUCCUAUUGCCGAAGGCACAACAUCGGACGUCCCCAUCCAUGGGGAGGUAACCAAUAUCCUUUUCCACCCAACCCCUAGUGUCACAUACAAACCGAUGUUUGACGCCUUGGAACGACGGGGCAUUGGUCUCUGCAUAGGUAUAGUAUUUGGGAUCCUCUUUAUUGGCCGAUUAUUUGGCACCUCAAUAUGGGCGCUUUUCCUUCUGGGCUUUUGCAUUGCAAGUGGCGCCACUGCCAACCUACUGCCUGAGUCCGUUGAAUGGAUGAACACCUUCCUUGGUGUCGUGUGGGGACUUGUGAACCCUGAGAUGUUGUCUCCCGUGGCGGACACAAUCGAAGAUAUCAUGCAGGCUUCGGCUCCCGGUGUGGUCGAAAACGUCCGCAUCGCAGAGAUCGACCAGGGGAGCAACCCCCUACGCAUUCUCAGUCUACGGUCCCUCCCCGAUGACCACGACCAUGUCCAGCAGCUAAAAGACAACAUCCGUGAGGAAAACGAACGGAACAAGGACCCUGAUGAAGCGGCGGCGAUUGAAGAAGGUGGAAGUCACUACAAUCUGGAGGCAUCGUUUGCAUACCACGCAAAACCAACGGGCCAGUCCACCUCGGCCAAGGCACGCAACAUGCACAUGCAGAUUGUGUUCUACCUGGGCAUCAGAGGUCUUUUUGGCGUCCCUUUUCCAGUAUUCGUUGAGCUGAAGGAAAUGGUGGGAACCGUCCGUCUCAGGUUCCAGCUGAUGCCAGAGGCACCCUUCAUGAAGGACAUGACGUUCAGUCUUGUGGGAAUUCCCCAUAUCAGGGCUGGCUGCAUGCCCAUGGUCAAAGGGGGCGUGAAUAUCCUGAACUUGCCAUUAAUCUCGAACUUUGUCAACUACGCAAUCGCCACCGCGUGCGGCCUGUUCGCAGCGCCCAAGUCCAUGACAAUGGAUCUCAGCAUGAUCCUCAAGGGCGAUGACAUCAUCAAGGAGACCCAGGCCCUGGGAAUCAUGUGGGUUCGCAUCCACCGUGCUGUCGGCCUCAGCAAGCAGGACCGGCGUGGCAGCUAUGGUGGCGGCAGCGACCCUUACAUCAAUCUUUCGUUCUCCAAAUACGGCAAACCCAUGUACUGUACUCGCGUCAUCUGCGACGACCUCAACCCGGUCUGGGAAGAGACGGCCGCGUUGCUGGUGACGCCGGAGCUGAUCAAGGCCAACGAGAGCCUCAGCGUGGAGCUCUGGGAUUCGGACCGCAACACCGCCGAUGAUAUCGUGGGCAAGAUCGAGCUGCCCAUUCGCGAGAUGAUCCAACACCCAUGUCGUAUGUACCCCCAGGUUUCCAAACUCCAAGGCCUCAGCGAGGGCACCGAGAUGCCAGGCGAACUACACUGGGAAGUUGGCUUCUUCGGCAAACCCAAGCUCAGGGCUGAGCUUCGGACGGACGGCAAGAAGAAGGACCUGCCUGAAAACUUCAAGAAUGUUCCCGAGUUCCAAGACGAGAAAGGCGUCAUCAGCAAUGAGGAAGAGGAUGCGGUCGUUCACACUCCCCCGGAUCCGCUUUGGCCCAGUGGCAUCCUGAGCGUGGUGGUCCACCAAAUCGUCAAUCUGCAGCUGGCCAACAUCAAGGGCAGCAAUGGCAACCGAAAAGGCAGAGAGUAUGAGCCCGCCAGGGAGUACGGUGAAAAGAGCGAGGAAACGGGUUCCGACUUGCCCACAAGCUACUGCAAGAUCAUCCUCAACGACCAGUUGAUCUACCGGACUCGGCCAAAAGCUGUCAGCUCGAAGCCGAUCUUCAACGCAGGAACCGAGCGGUUCGUCCGCGACUGGCGCUCCGCCGUUGUCACCAUCACCGUCCGUGAUCAGCGGUACCGCGAACACGAUCCCAUUCUGGGCGUCGUGCCGCUGAAGCUCUCCGAUAUCUUCCAGACCAGCUCCCAGGUGACACGCUGGUACCCGCUUGACGGCGGCAUCGGAUACGGACGGAUCCGCGUGUCGCUUCUCUUCCGCCAUGUCGAGACCAAGCUCCCGCCCAACAUGCUGGGAUGGGAUGUGGGGACGUUCGAGUUCGCCUCGGACAAGAUCACCGUGCAAGACUUCAACCACAAGGCCAAGAUCAAGCUGCGCACGGGCGGCAGCAGCGGGAAGAUCUCACGGCACGCCUGCACGGUCCACGGAAACAACACGACGUUCGACCUGACCCAUUCGUCCGUGCACGGCAAGGUCCGACUCCCCGUGAAGCACCGCUACCGCUCCCCGGUCGUGAUGGAGUUCCACACGUCCGGCAAGCACGGCGUGGCGGCUUACGCGAUCCUCUGGCUGCAACACAUGAUCGACAACGAGGACAUGCCGAUCGACAUCCCGCUGUGGUCGACCAAGAACGGCAAACGCCUGACGCAGAACUACAUCACCGAAGACAACUGGCAGGUCAAGCGCGAGCCGGGGCUGGAGGACCUGCAGAUCAUCGGCCGGGUGCAGUUCCACGCGCGGUUCACGCCGGGCAUCGACGAAACGCACGAGCAGUACGUCGUCGACGACCACUCGCGCGAGACGUUUGAAACCUGGGAGGCGUGCAUUGCCGAGGGCGUGCGGUCGCGGAGCAUCUCCCUCGAGGUGCCUGAGGACGUCGAGCGCAUGCACGAGGAGUCGCUGGUCAACGGCCGCGACAUUCUCAAGCACGCUGACCCGCGGGAACGCCGUCAAUGGAUCGACCGGCAGGGACAGGACUGGAGCGGCGCGUUCGGCCAGGACCCGGCGGCUUUUGUGGACGAGCAGGGCGAGAAGAUCGCGGAGCCUGGAAGUGACCAGCCGGUGCAUGACCCCGUGAACCCCCCGGCUAUCCAGGGGGACACCACGGCGAGGUUCCAGCACCAGCAGCAUGUACGGCAAGAGAGCAAUUCCAGCGCGUCGUCGCAUGAUUCCACUUCCACGGUUGACUCGGAGCAACAGGAGCAACGAUCUUCCUUCACCAGCUCGCAGCUGGACUCUCCGAGCAGCAGCCAGGCGGGGCCCAGCGAGAGAUCCACCAAACGGGCGAACCGCCGCAGCGACCAGCGCCACCAGCGGGGGAUGAUGCAGUGGAAACCGGCUCGGAACGCGGUGUUUGCGCGGGACGAAGCCAAGUAUGCGCUCCGGAAGGUGAAGAAUCGGUUUUCCGGGGAUUUGACGGGACGAGAGCCUGACCUGGAGACGGAGACGGGCAAUUGA